Messenger RNA from Chenopodium quinoa (quinoa), 3020 nucleotides. Its product is annotated as pentatricopeptide repeat-containing protein At4g22760-like. Lineage: Eukaryota; Viridiplantae; Streptophyta; Magnoliopsida; Caryophyllales; Amaranthaceae. The transcript has 2 exons. Gene Ontology annotation, biological process: RNA modification. Bases 716 to 2434 code for a protein of 572 amino acids. Gene Ontology annotation, molecular function: RNA binding; protein binding. The record is from RefSeq and is a predicted model, not a curated record.
UUUAUGUGUUCAUUUUUCUAACUAAAUGUUCAUUUUUAAGGUCGUGGUCUAGCAAAUUUAUGAUUAUAUGAUAAUCAGAUUCAUUUUUAAUAAAUGAUCAUUUCCUUAUAACAUAUAAACUUUUUAGUAUUAAAUGUUCAUUUUUUUACGUGUUCAUAUUAAAUAUUCAUUUUUUUUUUCAUGUUCAUAUUUUUUAAUUAAAUAUUCAUUUUUUAUUUGUGCCGCGCGUUUUGGACCUCACUUAUUGUAGCUAUCUUAGCUGCACUAGAGUGCAGCCAAGACCAAUUGGCCUUGUAUCUCAUAUUGUGAAUAAUGGAUCUCGGCCCAAAUAUAUGAAGCCCAUUUAUUUCCGAAACUCCGUAGUUGCUUAUCAAGAAAAAGUGGAAAACCAUGCCAGAGUGUUUCUCCGCCGUUUCAACCUCCAGCAACAGCCAUAUCAGAGGUUUAUCAUGCUGAUUUCUGUAUUUAAGGCGGGGUUGUGUAUCUUCCGGUAGUCUCAAUGUCACCAGAUAGGGGAAAAUGGAAUUAGCAAGUUUAAGAGGCGCCCUAGUGCAGGUCUGCAGGAUCGUGCAAGGUUCCCUUUUUACAUUCGGAAUAUAGGCAUAAAUAUUUGGUUUUAUACGGGAAUGGAAUUGGGUUGGCCUAGAUUUUUGAUGAUGUAAAUUCAGAGGUUGGAUUCAUUAUUAAAAAUUUGUUGUUUACGGAUACUGUCUGUAUGCCUCUCUCCCAAGUCAGUACAUUAUUGAACAAGUGUUUGACAGUGAACCACACAAAGCAAAUCCACGCUCAGCUUGUUGUCAACAGUCUUUGUGAUCUUGAGAAUGAAUUGGUUUGCCGACUAGCUACAUCUCUCCUUAAUUUUACUCCAGCUAUUGUUCAUUAUGUCCAAACCAUCCUCCACCAACUGCAACAUCCUGAUUGCUUUUCUUGGUCUUGUGUUAUACGUUCUUUUGCUCAACAUGGGCAAUUCAAAGAGGCAUUCUUCCUUCAUGUUCAAAUGCAAAAAUUGGGAUUGCAUCCUAGUACGUAUUCAACUUCAUCUUCUUUGAGAUCAUGUGCUCGAAUUCCUUAUGAGGUUGGAGGCAUAUGCAUUCAUGCACAGGUUUACAAAUAUGAAAUCCUUCAUAGUGUCUAUGUGCAAACAGCUCUUCUGGACUUUUAUGCUAAACUGGGUGAUAUGAAGGCUGCCCAGAAGGUCUUUGAUGAGAUAGACCAGAAGAAUGUGGUUUCUUGGAAUUCGCUGUUAGCAGGGUAUUUGAAAUCUGACCUGUCGAUAGCAGAACAGUUGUUUGAUAAAAUGCCUUUCAAAGAUAUUGUUUCCUGGAACUCGAUGCUUUCAGGCUAUGCAAGGGCAGGGGAGAUGGAUAGAGCAUAUAUCUUAUUCCAGCAGAUGCCUGAUAGAAAUUUAGCCUCCUGGAAUGCUAUGAUCAGUGGGUAUGUGGAAUGUGGGAAAAUGGAUAUGGCACGGAGGUUUUUUGAUGAUAUGCCUCGAAGAAACAAUAUUUCUUGGAUAAGUAUUAUUUCUGGUUACUCAAAAUGUGGGGAUGUUGAUGCAGCUCAGGACCUUUUUAACCUUAUGCCAAGGAAAGAUGUGAUUUCAUUCAAUUCCAUGAUUGCUUGUUACGCUCAAAAUAGCCGACCAAAGGAAGCAAUCCAUUUGUUCAAUGACAUCCUAGAGAGAAAGUUGAUUGAUCAACCUGACAAGAUGACUUUGGCUAGUGUUAUAUCCGCUUGUUCUCAGUUAGGGGAUUUGAAUUAUGGUUCUUGGAUAGAGUUAUAUAUGAGAAGACUCGGCAUUGAAGUGGAUGAUCAUCUGGCUACAGCACUAGUAGACUUGUAUGCCAAGUGCGGAAGUAUUGACAAAGCUUAUGAGUUAUUCCAUGGCCUUGCUAAGAAAGACCUAGUUGCUUAUACUGCUAUGAUAGUAGGAUGUGGGAUAAAUGGCAAGUCUCAUGAUGCUAUCAGAUUAUUUGAAGAGAUGCUAGACGUCAAUAUUUCACCGAAUUCAGUCACGUUUACAGGGAUUUUGACUGCUUAUAACCAUGCUGGUCUAAUUGAAGAAGGCUAUCAGUGCUUUAAUAUGAUGAGUAAGUUCAGUGUGAUUCCUUCGGCUGAUCAUUAUGGAAUCAUGGUUGACCUCCUGGGAAGGGCUGGAAGGUUAAAAGAAGCGUAUGAACUAAUCAAGAGCAUGCCAAUUCCACCUCAUUCUGGAGUUUGGGGGGCCUUACUUCUUGCUUGCAGAUUACACAACAAUGUUGAGCUUGCAGAGAUUGCAGCACAACACUGCUUCAAUUUAGAAUCCGAUAAAGCUGGCUAUACCUCGCUUCUUGCCAAUGUAUAUGCAUUGAAUGAUAGGUGGGAUGAUGUUAAUAAUAUGAAGAAGAAUUUGAAGCGUAUAGGAUCACCAAGAAUUCCUGGUUCUAGUUGGCUAUAAAUUAGCAUCUUCCUUCAAAUUAUGAAAUUGUUAUCUAAUUUUCGCAACGAGGAACAUUCUUUUGCAGUUUUCCUGACAGUGGAGUAUUCUUCAGGUAUGUAACAUCUUAAAGCACAACUUGAGACUUGAUUAGUAUCCCUAAUGUGUUACCUAAAAUUAUACUGCUAUUUCAUAACACCAUAUUGAGUACUGUUGACCCCCCAUCUUUGUGUUAUGUAAGAGGAGACAAAAAAAAAAAAAACUAUCACCUUUUAAGCCUAAUAAUUACUCCUGCCAUUGCCAAUUGGUGUUAGGACGGAUAUGGAACUCGAUUGGGCCGAUUAGUGAUGCAACUAUUGUCCUCCUUUAUGGCGCCUAGAGGUCCCAUACCCCAUGUAUGAACACUAUUUUGCAAAAUUGAUAGCGCAUUCAUUUGUUACAUGACUAGCCAAAUUCAUUACUGUCUCUGAUUCUCAGUAAGUGGUAGAUAUCUGUCAUUAGAUAGUGAUUACUGAUUAGUAUACCUAACUGCAUCGCAAUUGGCAGUCUGUUUUGUAUUAUAAUGAAACAGAAAUAGUGUUUUCAACUUGGCUACAGAUUUUGUUUU